UCGGUGACCGACUGAGCGCUACCUCUGUGUCACAUACACACACAUACACGAAUACACGUACACGCCGGCAGAUUGGUAGUUGCACGCGUGCACUGGCGCACAAACACGCACGCUCGGACCUCGCUGCAGGAGGAGAAGAAGAGACGCUUCUUUUUAUCCGCCUCCAACUUCUGGCUGAGCUUUUCUUCCUGUCUUUCCGCCUCUUCAACUCCAAUGCGAGGAUUUUACCACACUUUUCGUCGUUUAUGUCACUUUUUGCUCAAAUCUGAGGAGAAGCAGCUCCAGGACCGGAGGGGAGCAUGUCAAGUAGUCCGCGCAACUGAGCCAAAACUAGCGGAACAAGAUGGAUAAACGGAGUUAUACUCGCGUUUUGCCUGCUGUUCUUAUCCACUUAGUACUUUUGGGAUUUACAAGAGGACAAUUCUUUCCAGGAGGCUGUAAUUUUGAGGAGUCUUACAGCAGCUGCGGCUACAGCGUUUCCCUUGGAACCAAUGGAUUUACCUGGGAACAGGUCAACUCCUGGGAGAAGCCUACCAUUGACCCCAACCUUCCUACAGGUUCCUUCAUGGUUGUGAAUGCGUCGGGUCGGGCAUCCGGACAGAAGGCUCACCUCUACAUGCCCAUCCUGAAGGAGAACGACACGCACUGCAUUGACUUCCUUUACUCCCUCUCCAGCCGGAACGGAGCAAGCCCGGGGACUCUCAAUGUCUAUAUCAAGGUGAAUGGGGGAGCCCAAGGAAACCCCAUAUGGAAUGCAUCCGACACUGUCACUGAGGGAUGGGUGAAGGCCGAACUGGCCAUUUCAACGUUCUGGCCAAACUCCUAUCAGGUGAUCUUUGAAGCGGUUUCGGUGCAGGGCCAACCUGGGUUCAUCGGCAUCGACGAUAUUCGAGUCCUGGCUCACCCCUGUCGAAAGGCUCCACACUUCCUUCGACUGCAGAACGUGGAAGUGAACGUCGGUCAGAACGCCACCUUUCAGUGCACUGCCGGAGGGAAGUGGUCCCAGCAUGACAAACUAUGGCUCCAGCAGUGGAACGGGAAAGACACCUCACUGAUGAUGACCCGAGUGGUGAACCACAGACGCUUCUCAGCGACUGUCAACGUCGGCGACACCUCACAACGCAGCACAAGUCGCUACCGCUGCGUUAUCCGAUCAGACGGAGGGUCCGGAGUGUCCAACUAUGCCGACCUCAUCGUCAAAGCACCACCUACGCCGAUUGCCCCGCCCGAGCUUCUAGCUGUUGGCGCCACCUAUCUCUGGAUCAAACCCAAUGCCAACAGCAUCAUCGGAGAUGGGCCUAUAAUUUUGAAAGAGGUGGAGUAUCGCACCACGUCUGGAAACUGGGCCGAGACACAUGUGGUGGACGCUCCCACUUACAAACUGUGGCAUCUGGAUCCGGAUGUGGAAUACGAGAUCAAAGUUCUGCUGUCCAGACCCGGUGAGGGUGGGACGGGACCUCCAGGGCCGUCUCUGGUGACCAGGACUAAAUGUGCAGAUCCAGUUCACGGUCCUCAGAAUGUCAACGUGGUAGACAUCCGAGCUCGACAGCUGACCAUCCAGUGGGAAACGUUUGGCUACGCUGUGACUCGCUGUCACAGUUACAACCUGACGGUCCAGUACCAGUACAUGUUCAACCAGCAAGAGUUUGCAGCCGAAGAGCUCAUCCCGACGUCUUCUCAUUACACCCUGAGGGGCCUUAGACCCUUUGUCACAGUCCGACUGAGGCUGGUUCUGGCAAACCCAGAGGGCAGCAAAGAGAGCGAGGAGAUAGUCAAGCAGACGGAGGAGGAUGUGCCGGGAUCAGUGCCAGUGGAGUCUCUGCAGAAUACGCCUUAUGAAGAAAAGAUCUACAUGCAGUGGAAAGCUCCCAAUGAGACCAACGGGGUCAUCACCCUGUACGAGAUCACAUACAAGGCCCUCAGCUCACUGGAUCCCAGCGCUGACUUGACCAACCAGAGGGGCAAAGUGUCCAAGCUGAGAAACGAGACCCAGCACAUGUUCGUGGGCCUCUAUCCCGGGACCACCUACUUCUUUACUCUGAAGGCCUCCACCAGCAAAGGCUGCGGCCCACCGGUGACAACACGCAUCGCCACCAAGUUUGCAGCUCCCAUGAUGCCAGAGUACGAGUCAGAGGCUCCGUUGAAUGAGACGGAAACCACCAUCACAAUCCUGUUGAAGCCGGCGCUGUCAAGAGGGGCUCCAAUCAGCUACUACCAGCUUGUCGUGAAGGAGCACCGCAAGUCCAAGACUCGCCGUGCUGCCUCGGAGGCUCCAGAGUGCUUUGCUGCGCCCUUUAGCUUCCGAAACGCCUCCAUACUGGACUCGUCCUACUACAUGGCUGCCGAGCUGCCGCCAAACAGCCUGACGAUCGUUCAACCGUUCACAGUCGGAGACAAUAAAAGCUACGGAGGCUUCUGGAAUCCUCCCCUGUCUCCGGCCAAGAGCUAUAGCAUCUACUUCCAGGCCAUUAGCAGGUCCAAUGGGGAGACCAAAAUCAACUGUGUCCGCCUUGCGAACAAAGUGGUAAUAGGUAGGGGACAAAUAACAACGCCGUACAUUCUAGUCAUCCCAAGCGAAGGUGCAUCUACCCAGGACUCAGACGCCAUCGAGCCAGAGAAGCAGGUGGAUGGCACGGUGAAGAUGGCCGGCGUGAUCGCAGGGAUACUGAUGUUCAUCAUCAUCCUCCUCGGGGUGGUGCUCACCUUUAAGCGCAGAGAGAUUCACACGUGGAGAACUCUGAGCGUGGGAAGACAUGCUUAUUCCUACUCUUAUUACCUGAAGCUGGCAAAGAAGCAGAAGGAGACAGCCAGCAGCUCCACCCAGCAGAGGGAAAUGGGUCCUGUGACGACAGCCAACAAGAGUACUACUAAUGUCAGCACCCUACACAAGGACGACCCUUUUUCAACCUCCAACCAGGACCUCAAUGGCUUUGCCUCCCCAUCCUCCUGCUCUUUUUCUGUGCAGGGAAGCAAGACGCUGCAGAGCAAAUCCCUGCUGAAUUCCUACUACUCAGUGUCAAAAGAGCCUGUUCCUGCGACCACAUCGAUAGAUGGAAGCCAGCCGUCACUCGUCCAGCCAUCGCUGACCCUGCAGAGCUUUCCAUAUGGAGGCUGUGAGUCUGUGGAGCUCUCCUACCAGAGUGGUCAGUUCCAGGCCGGCCAGUUUCAGCCAGCCAUCCGAGUCGCGGACCUCCUCCAACACAUCACCCAAAUGAAAUGUGGACAGGGUUACGGCUUUAAGGAGGAGUACGAGGCUCUGGCGGAGGGACAGACUUCACCUUGGGAAACAGCCAAAAAGGACGAGAACCGCAACAAGAAUCGCUAUGGAAACAUCAUUGCUUACCCCACAGACGAUCACACCAGAGUUCGACUGCAGCUGCUGGAUGGGGAUCCACACUCCGACUACAUCAACGCCAACUACAUUGACGGAUACCACAGACCCAGACAUUACAUCGCCACUCAAGGGCCCAUGCAGGAGACGGUGAGGGAUUUCUGGAGGAUGGUCUGGCAGGAGAACUCCGCCUCUAUCGUCAUGGUGACCAACUUGGUUGAGGUGGGCAGGGUGAAGUGUGUGCGGUACUGGCCCGAUGAGACGGAAGUGUAUGGAGACAUCAAGGUGACGCUGAUUGAAACAGAACCACUGGCCGAAUACGUCAUUCGGACCUUCACAGUGCAGAAGAAGGGUCACCAUGAGAUCAGGGAACUCCGUCAGUUCCACUUCACCAGCUGGCCGGAUCAUGGCGUUCCCUGCUACGCUACUGGACUGCUGGGAUUCAUACGGCAGGUCAAGUUCCUCAACCCGCCAGAUGCAGGUCCCAUUGUGGCUCACUGCAGUGCUGGUGCAGGAAGGACGGGGUGCUUCAUUGCUGUGGACAUCAUGCUGGACAUGGCAGAGAACGAAGGCGUAGUCGAUAUAUUCAACUGCAUCCGGGAGCUCAGAUCACAACGAGUCAACAUGGUCCAGACAGAGGAGCAGUACGUGUUCGUGCACGACGCCAUCCUGGAGGCGUGCUUAUGCGGGAACACUGCCAUCCCAGUGUGCGAGUUCAGAGCCGUUUACUACAACAUCAGUCGGCUGGAUCCACAGACCAACUCCAGCCAGAUCAAGGACGAAUUCCAGACCCUAAACAUAGUGACCCCUAGAGUGCGCCCAGAGGACUGCAGUGUCGGGUUGCUUCCCAGAAACCACGACAAGAACCGCAGCAUGGAUGUUCUGUCAGCAGACAGGUGUUUGCCGUUCCUCAUAUCCGUGGACGGCGAGAGUUCCAAUUACAUCAACGCUGCAUUAAUGGAUAGUCACAAACAGCCUGCAGCCUUCAUCGUUACCCAGCAUCCUUUGCCGAACACAAUGGGUGACUUCUGGAGGCUCGUGUUCGACUAUAACUGCUCGUCCAUCGUGAUGCUCAAUGAAAUGGACGCAGCGCAGUUGUGUAUGCAGUACUGGCCUGAGAAAAGCUCCUGUUGCUAUGGACCCAUUCAAGUGGAGUUUAUCUCAGCGGACAUUGAUGAAGACAUCAUUAACCGGAUCUUCAGGAUCUGCAACAUGGCUCGGCCUCAAGAUGGUUAUCGGCUGGUGCAGCACUUUCAGUUCAUCGGCUGGCCGGCCUACAGGGACACACCUCUGUCAAAACGCUCUAUACUUCAGCUGGUCAGGCGGCUCGCCAAGUGGCAGGAGCAGUACGACGGUGGGGACGGACGGACAGUUGUGCAUUGCCUAACUGGUGGCGGACGUUCCGGGACCUUUUGUGCCAUCUGCAGCAUCAACGAGAUGAUUCAGCAACAGAACAUUGUAGACGUGUUCCACACUGUCAAAACUCUGAGAAACAACAAGACCAACAUGGUGGAGACAAUGGAGCAGUACAAGUUCUGCUACGAAGUGGCCCUAGAAGCUCUCAGCUCAUUCUAAUUGGACCCCAGAUCUCAUUUACCGAAUGGAUCACCACGGACACGCAGAAGCAAAGAAAAACUGCCUGGUGUCUACAUGGACCUGCAAGGACGCGUGCCUGUCUGACUGAGUGUUCGAGUGCAUGAGUCCAAUUCUGAGACGCCACGCUUGCAAAUUUGCGUGUGAGCAAAUGUCCAUAACUAUAUGUGUGCCUGUUCGAACACACACCACGUGUACAGAGGAUUUAUGAAGGAAAAAAAAAAUCUCUUGUGGAUGUUUCACUCCAGCAAGACUUGGGACCUUAGGAAGAAAUGCUUGUACAAAGAAUAACGAUAAAAAAAAAAAAAAAAAGAGUCUGAAAAAAAAAUCCUUCUCAAUGUCCUCUGCUGGGCUGUGAUGUGAUUAUUGUACAGUAUUUUCUUUUUAGAUAUAUUCUACGCCUUGAAUGUUUAUCUCCCACGGAUGGUUGGAUGCACAUUGGACGAUUCAGCCUCGAGCUGAGAAACAUAGUUGACUUCUUUUGGUUAAAUACAACACGCUGGUGUGUUCAAAGACAUCAAGCUGUGCGAAAUAUUAAAACACACAAGAUUUCACAACUAUCCUGCGACUCAUCCAUUCAUCGUCUUUCCAUAACAAGCCUAGCUGCGAGUGUAAGAACGCUGAAUGUCAAGUGCAUUUAUGGGACACAGGAACUGGGUUUGUGUGGUCUAUGUUUGGGGCUUGAAGGUGUGGAAGAAAGCAUUGACCCACUCGGAACACGUUAUAUUUGUGCAACGAAACUUCCCUUCCCCCAGCCCGGACAGGAAGUGAACAUCCAUAACCUAGAAUUAAGGGUUUUGCAUUAAAGAAUUCAGACCUUUUAUAAUAAAUGUAAACUCAUUUUGAACUCAAUAUACUUUCACACUAAGAUUCCUUUAUAAUACUUUCAAUGCAAGUACACCCUUGUGCUACUGUUCAUGCCUUGAUUAAUUUCAUUUUACUAAUUCAAUAAAAAUAUCGUGAACACAGAGUUUCAGAGCACCAAUUCCAGAUGCAUCACAUUAUACAAUGUAAUGUUAUAACCCAAACAACCAUGUUGAAAGAGACCAAAUGAAAUUAGUGGAAAAUUGAAGUUUAACAAACUGCAGGACAGAAGCAAAAAAAAAAAAAAAAAAGUUCACGCAUCCCUUAAGAUUACGUGCACAGAUUCAACCAAUCAAGUUUGAUCAUUCUGGUGUGAAACGUUUAAGUGUAAUUAAAAUUAAUUUAACUGAUUGUUCAUAGAAAAAAUAAUCACAUCCCUUUGUUGGUCCCUUUAUGAUAGUUUACUUUUGUUUAUAUUGCAAUUCAAAUUUUAAGUCCAAAAUUAUUGAACAAUUAUAAUCUAAUCCCGCACGUGACACUUGCCAUGAUAUUUGAGGGCUGUUUCUUGUUUUUUUUUUUUAUUGGUUUUUUUUUUUUUUUCUUCUUAAGAGCCAACAUGACCGGAGAGAUCUCGUGGUGACAUUGACGUUGUUGGUUACAGACUAUAGCAGCUUGGCAGUUUUUAUCUUUUUAUUGAAUGUGUUUUUGAGGACAUGGUGUCUUGGCCCCAGUAUUAAUCAUCUCAGGUCCCUAUAUAAACCUUAUCCAGUGUGAAAAUGUUACAUAAUUUACAAUGCACGAGCUUCAAAAUUUUUCAUUUGUUUCCAAAUUUCAGUUUCAUUUUCAAACCAUAAUGCAUUGACAAGAAAUACCUCAGUGGGGAAACAAAAAACAAGCUUUUUAUUUGCAAUACCUGCCAUGAGUUGGUCCUGCGGUCAACUGAACUGUGAAGUAUUUAAUAAGAAUCAAUGACGGUGAAAACAAUUCUUGAUUGAUUGAAAGUCGUCCUGUGUGCAUCCAUCCCUGCUGUAAAUAAGGUAUGACAACCACAAUCAAACAAACAAACACACACCAGACUUUUACAAUAGCAUUUUUGUGUGUGUCAAAAAAAAAACGAUGACAUUACUUGUGUUUUGCCAGCGAGUUGUUUGUGCCGACUGCUUUCUCACGUCCUAUGUUUUACCAUCCCGCAAGUUACAUUUCCAGACAGUAUUGCUUUAAAUUUGAUUCUGAAAUGAAGAAAUUAUUUAAAACUUUUUUUCAUGCAGCAACCAAAAUUAUUAUUUUUUUGUGGUGAUUGAAUUUAAAUUUAAAACAAGCAGUGGAGGCUGUCUGAUGUUUUUUUGAGGGUGUGGAAGAGGGUGGUUUUAUUAAGCUUUGCUGAACAAGAGGUCAACCUGAUUUGAGGAUUCACGCAGCCAUUGACUCACGACAGUCUAAAUCACAGCAAAAGUCCAAUAAAUAUUCAACUGAAGACAUUGGGAAUGCCAGAAAUGUUGACCAAUAAUGACUCUGCUAAUUGAAGUUUAUUUAUUUUUGCUUUUCUAUUUCAUUUCUCUUUUUUUAUUUUGCAUUGAAUUUGUACAUUUCCUUUGUAUAAUUAUUGCUCAGAUGACUAUUCGUCUAGACAAGUGUUGCUUAGACCUGGUGACGCCAUUAUCAUUGGUUGUUUAGUUGUUUGAAAUGUGGUUAACAUUAAAUAA
Molecule: messenger RNA, 7431 nt
Organism: Synchiropus splendidus (mandarinfish)
Lineage: Eukaryota; Metazoa; Chordata; Actinopteri; Syngnathiformes; Callionymidae
Product: receptor-type tyrosine-protein phosphatase T-like
Exons: 38
Coding region: 344-4906 (1520 amino acids)
Biological process (GO): protein dephosphorylation
Cellular component (GO): membrane
Molecular function (GO): protein tyrosine phosphatase activity; protein binding
Source: RefSeq, a predicted model, not a curated record